Molecule: messenger RNA, 4059 nt
Organism: Melitaea cinxia (Glanville fritillary)
Lineage: Eukaryota; Metazoa; Arthropoda; Insecta; Lepidoptera; Nymphalidae
Gene: chif
Exons: 7
Coding region: 71-2890 (939 amino acids)
Biological process (GO): positive regulation of nuclear cell cycle DNA replication; regulation of cell cycle phase transition
Cellular component (GO): nucleus; Dbf4-dependent protein kinase complex
Molecular function (GO): protein serine/threonine kinase activator activity; zinc ion binding; nucleic acid binding
Source: RefSeq, a predicted model, not a curated record
CAGGGAUCAAAUGAAAUUAUAUAAAAGUAUUAUUUAGUGCAAUUUUUUUUUUCAUUUAGGACAUCAAAACAUGAUGGUUUCGAAUUUGCAACUACAAGAAAAAUAUAAUAAAAUAAGAAAAAACUUCUGCUUUUAUUUGGACAUCGAAGAUCCUAGUUUAUCUAGAUCACUUUCUCGACGACUACAAGACAUGGGUUUGCGUGAGGAGGUGUUCCUGUCGUCGCGGGUGACUCACGUGGUGGGCUCGCGUCCGGAGGAGAUCGCGCGAUGCGCGCGGCGUGAGGGCCGCUCGCGCGUCGAUGCCAUGCUCCAGCGGCUCCGUCAGCCGCCCCCGCACGAACGCAACUACGUACGCCUCACCGUUCAAAAGGCUAUAAGUCUAUUGGAUAAACUGUAUGACACAUUCUUCACGGCACCGCGUAAAGCGCAUGUCAACCUCUUCAGUAAACAUUUUAUCAAGAUUGAAUUUUUGGACAAAUUAUGCAGACCGGUUUUCAAGGAGUUUGAUGAAUGGCCUCAAAUAUCAUUAGAGCCUGAUCCACCGAAGGAGAAGAAGGAAAAAAAGGAGACUCCGGAAAAUUUGGCUUACGGAAUUCCGUCGAACAAUAAUAAUACACAAAAUAUGACAAGGAAAAAUCGACCACGGAUCAAGGAAAGGGAGGAAAAAGAACAAAAGGGUGGUUACUGUGAAAUGUGCAAUGUGGAUUACGUUGAUGCGGCUUUACAUCGACAUUCACCGCACCAUUUAGCUUUUGUCAGAGAUCAUACAAAUUUUCUGGCACUCGAUUCAUUAAUAACUUCAGGUACAGAUGUUACCACAUUCUUAGAUAAGACAAUGCCUGUAAAUGGAGAAAGACGAUCUCUACGAAAAUUAUGCAAUGGUGACGUCGAACCUAAAAGUAAAAGAUCAAAACGGUCACAGUCACCAGACACAAUUAAUGGUAACUCCAGUCCGAGAAGAAAUGGUGGUUUAGAUGAUGAGAAGAAACACAACACAAGAUGCAGUAAAAGGACAAGUGAGUCCCAACCUUCAGAAGACCGUCAGUAUUAUAAAGUAGUUGGAGUGAGUACAAAAUUAAGAUCGAGUGGUGGUUUUGCCGUAAAAAAAAAAGAAUCGCCUACUUGUAAUGGUACAAAACCACUUGUAGUUAAGUUUCGAAAAGUACGUCGUUCCGAGCUAUCAGUGCUUAGUGAUGAAGCUGAACAAUUUAUGUUUCCAAAGCGGGCUAGCUCGGCGAGCUCGACAUCCUCAGAUGAAGAAGAGGAAGAAAAAGUCGAAUCUGUAAGACCUCGGAAGAAAUCACCGAUACAACCUCCGCCGCCUAUUGAGAGACAGCGAUUGGCAAGGCCACUAGCUUUAAAAGAGGAAUCGUCAGAGGAAGAUAGUUGGCCAGAAGAUAAAAGAAGACGGAAACGACGAGUACCUCCUGCUAUCAAACGAGGGAGACGAGGCAGACCAUCUACAGUUGAAUCUCAAACAAAAACCCCAGAACCAGAAACACCAGUGGAAAUACCCCAGCCAGAGCCUGAAAUAAGUCCUCUAAGAGAGGAACCAUCUGAAAUGUGCAUGAAAUGGGAGGAUGGAAGGCUCAAAUACACACCAGCUGUAGAACAAUUAGAAUUUGCAUUUGAAUCAGUUCCUCAGAGCGAACCUUGGUACGAAACUUUCAAACGUCAAGAUCAAGACAAAACCGUUACGAAAAAUGUGCCUCAGUAUUUUGAACUAUAUUCUAAGUCACCGAAGUUACCCUACGAAAUUGGGCAGUUACCUCCUCUGAAGCCAAAUUGUUGUCCUUUGAGUGACUUAGUAAAAAGAGAAGGAAAACCUGGUCCGUCGAGAUCAUAUGGGACUCGUGGAAUGAAGAAACAAAGGAUAAAGAAAAGAACGGCAGCUCUCAUCGCAUUGGAGGGCCAUCCACGUAAAUCUCCUAGAGAACAUGCAUCUACCUUAGCAAUACUCGGUUCGGCGGGGUUAUUGCAUAGACGAAAACAUGCAGAUGAUACAAAGUCAACAGCAUCAGAAGACACCAUAAGUGAUACUCAAAGUAAUAUGAAAAAUGAGCCUGUCUUAUCUGAAACUCAGGAAGCAUCAGAGAGACUUCAACAAUUCCUGUCUGAAGUAUUUGAAGAACCAACAGAUUACGAAAUAUUCGAGGACUUAAUGGGCGAAGAAACGGCUGUCAUAGCAACAAAGAAUCUACCCAAUGUUUCAAGUUUAGUAUCAGAAUGUGAUGAUUGUGACAUCAUACGAAAUGAAAUUAAACAAGGCGCUACUAGUCGCGUGCGUGGUAGACGAAGCAAGUUCAAAAAGAAGAACAGGACGGGGUGGCCUAAUAAAAAGAAGCAAACCAAAAAGGGGUCACGAACAAGCAGUCUGGAACAAGACCAGAAGGCAGAAAGUAGUCUAGACAGAUCGUCGGCCGAACCACCUGACGAUGACACGACGCAGGACACUCUCAGUGAAGAAGACAACACCUUAUCAGAAGAUGAAAAGACAUUAACUAUUGAAAAAAUUAAGAGCGGGUACGAGUCACAAAAAAGUGAAUCUACAAAAGAUAUAGACAACAAUGUAACAUUGGAAGUCAAAGAAAAGACAAAACCAAUAGAAGUCACUAGCAAACUACAAAAAGAAGAUCGAUCGUUACAUUUAGAUCUCAAAGUAGUAUUGCAUGACAGUGAAAAGUCUCCGACAAAAGACGACAAAGACGAGAAAAGCGCGAGUCGUUCGUCAACAUCGGAUGCUGAGGAUAGAGAGGAGAAGGCAAAGAAAAAGAAGCGAGUUCUUCAAGGCUUGUUGUUGCAGCCGAUAGUGAGGGUAGCGCGCGUUGACCCUAAUGUAGGGCGGCGUCUCCGCUCUGCGGUACGGACGCGCACUAACCGGUUCAGAUAGCGCGCGGCGUAGCUAGCUCGCAGCAGUGGAUAGACUGUUCUAAAAGAUCGUUCUUUAAUUACGUGAUGUUUUUUUAGCAAGUCGUUAACCUAACCUAUUCUCCUCCGCACAUGUGUACUCCCCCCCAAAUAUAAAUUUAGGAAAUUUAAGCCUUGUGAUAACACAGGCAGAUAUUUGCAGUGUUUAUUUGUUGUUUGAUUAGUUUAGAAUUUGUACCUUAAAAAUACAUACACAUGAUAUCUUAUUACAGAUACUCUCCCUCCUCACAAUAUUUCUUGAUUUUUGUCCGACCCCUCGGAAGGGGAAAAGGAAAGGUUCCUUUCUAGUCUCACGUGAUUAAUGGACGACCCACUUUAAUUCAUGGACAAAGUGUUAGAAUAUUUCCUACGUUCACAUUAUUGCUUCCUAUCAAUCGGAAUAAUUGUCGCUGUGAAUUUCCUUAAUAAUAUAUUUAAAAAAAAAUGACUGCUAUCUAAAAAAUUGUAACGUUUUUAUAAAAUGUUACUUUUGCUAAAGUCAGGUGAAUUAUUUGAGAUUAUUUGCACAAUAUACAUUGUAACUAUUGACAAACCAUAUUAGCAAUAGACGUGAGUAGGAAUCAGAAAUGUCUCCAAUCAAUGAAUAAUAUUCAUGUACAAAUAUCAUUUAAUAGCAGAUAUACAAAAGUCUUAGAUCAAACUCCCAAUAGCCAGUUAAUAACUCCACAUUUGAAACUCUUAGUUUCUAUAAUUUAUUUCAUUGUUGUUUUCGAAUAAUAGUAUAGUAAAUGACUGUUUUGAAGUCAGUUUAUUUAAUAACAUUUAUUAUAGAAAAUGAAUUUAUUACAAACUAGAGGCUCUUAUGUUGAGUUUGAUGGAAUAUUAUUUGUUUUCGAGAAAAAAAUUCUAUUUUUAUGUCAUUUAGCGACAUUUAAAAGUGUGUUUAAAAUUACACGUGAGAAAACUUUUUUUAUUCUUACGAUGUUGUAAAUAGAAACUGUAAUAUAUUUAAUUUUUGUUUUUAUUAGUAUGAGUGUACAAUGCGAAUUAAGACAUUAAGAGCUUAGUCUGUACAUAAAUUGAUGUUUUUCGUAUGCUUAAAGUAUGUUUUAUUUUUCAGUGGAUGGAAGUGUCAAAAAUGUCAAAUUUCGUCAGUAAAGUUGUAUAAAAUAAAAAAAUAAUUUUAGAAAA